AUAUUCUUCGUAAACAACUUGAUAACAAGCUUAGACCCAUCCUAUUACGGAUUUUCAAUCCUCUUGGAGAAAAUUUGGCCACUAGUUAUUGGUGGUUGCUGUAUCUCGUAGCACUAGAGUUGUUUCCACUCACCAGGGACACCACAUAGAAGCAUGUUUGCUUUGUGAAACACAAAAAGAUGAUAAAGCUGAUGUUGUGAGAAUGUUUUAUACUUGGAUAUGGCUAUAUUGGAUAGCCGAAUAAACGCAAUUCCUGUAACUUGAUGCAGAUAUGGCAAUAGUUGGAUAUGGCUAGGACGUUAUGAUUUUCUUGUUAAGCUCGCCUGAAAAUUACAGUUUCUCUGUCAUUGUUGAAUGCAUUUGCUGGGUUCUGUUGCUUUGAAUUGUCAGGUAUGGGGGUGGAAAGACAUGGGAGCUGGGUUGAUAUUACAUCAGGUUUUCUCCAUAGAUGAGCAGAAAGUUGAGCUUCUUCUGCCUACAAUACCUUCAUGAUAGUCAGGUUUGGCCUUCUGGUUGCUGCUUCGGUUGCAGCCUAUGCUGUGAACCAGCGGAAUGCAAAAAAAGCCGGGUCGUCAGCCUCAAGAAACCGGCGUCCAGGAAAUGACGAAGCAACUUUUGAUCAUCAAAGCGAGGCGGAAGACAAAGAGCAGAUUGCAUAUUCUCAUGAUUACCGCAAAGGGAAUGAUGAGGAAGAGGAAGAAGAAGAGGUUAAAUUAAUUAACAGCAUAUUUAACCAAGCUAGUGAUAAUCCUCCUGGUAGCAUUGAAGAUGACGAUAUUUUACCAGAAUUUGAAGAUCUUUUAUCCGGGGAGAUUGAACUUCCAUUACCCAAUAACAAGAUUGAUAAGUCAGAGAAAGACAGAAUGUAUGAAACUGAGAUGGCAAACAAUGCAAGUGAGCUGGAACGGUUGCGCCAACUAGUAAAGGAGCUGGAGGAAAGGGAAGUGAAGCUUGAAGGUGAAUUACUAGAAUACUAUGGAUUGAGGGAGCAAGAAUCAGACAUUGAUGAGUUACAACGGCAGCUCAAGAUCAAAUCAGUGGAGAUUAACAUGCUCAAUAUUACCAUCAACUCUUUGCAGUCUGAGAGGAAGAAGCUUCAAGAAGAGAUUUCCCAGGGAGUUGCAGCAAAGAAGGAGCUGGAGGUAUCAAGGAACAAGAUUAAAGAGCUUCAGAGGCAGAUUCAACUUGAUGCUAACCAGACAAAAGGCCAAUUAUUGUUGCUCAAGAAACAAGUUUCUGGCCUACAGGCUAAGGAGGAAGAAGCUGUUAAGAAAGAUGCUGACAUCGAUAAGAAGUUAAAAGCUGUCAAGGAGUUAGAGGUGGAAGUUGUGGAGCUCAAGAGAAAAAAUAAAGAACUUCAACAUGAGAAGAGAGAGUUGGUCAUUAAGCUGGAUGCUGCUGAAUCCAGAGUAGCAGUACUCUCCAACAUGACUGAGAGUGAUAAGGUAGCAAAAGUAAGGGAGGAGGUAAAUAAUCUGAGGCAUGCAAAUGAAGACCUGUUAAAGCAAGUGGAAGGUCUUCAGAUGAACAGGUUUAGUGAAGUUGAAGAACUAGUGUACCUUCGUUGGGUCAAUGCAUGCUUGAGAUAUGAGCUCCGAAAUUACCAGAUUCCAUCAGGAAAGGUGUCCGCUCGUGAUCUUAAUAAGAAUUUGAGCCCCAAAUCCCAAGAAAAAGCUAAACAGCUUAUGUUAGAGUAUGCAGGAUCAGAACGCGGGCAAGGGGAUACAGAUCUUGAAAGCAACUUUUCACACCCAUCCUCUCCAGGAAGUGAGGACUUUGACAAUGCUUCUAUUGAUAGUUCUACCAGUAGAUUCAGUAGUAUAAGUAAGAAAGCUAGCUUAAUUCAAAAGCUGAAGAAAUGGGGCAGAAGCAAAGAUGACUCGAGUGCUUUUUUAUCUCCAUCCAGAUCUUUCUCUGGAAAUUCUUCAAGCAGGGCAAGUAUGAGUGUUCGACCCAGGGGUCCACUGGAAUCACUGAUGCUGCGUAAUGCAAGUGACAGUGUUGCUAUCACUUCAUAUGGAAUGAUGGAGCAGGAACUUGCAGGCUCACCUGAAACACCAGUUCAAUCAAACCUCAAAAGACAAGCUUCGAGUGACUCACUCAAUUCUGUUGCAACAUCAUUCCAAUUGAUGUCCAAGUCAGUUGAAGGGACUCCAGAUGAGAAAUAUCCUGUGUACAAAGAUCGUCAUAAAUUAGCAUUAGAGAGGGAAAAGCAUAUCAAAGAAAAAGCAGAUAAAGCAAGAGCAGCAAGGUUUGCUGAUAAUUUAAAUGUGAACUCAACCUUUGAGUCUAGAGCCAAGAACACUAUAAUAUUACCUCCAAAACUCACUCAAUUAAAGGAGAAGCCAGUUGUUUCUGGUAAUGCAAAUGACCAAACUGCUGAUGGUAAGGCUGUUGAUUCUCAAUCAAUAAGCAAGAUGAAACUAUCUGAAAUUGAGAAGAGGCCUCCAAGGACACCUAGGCCACCUCCUAGAGCAUCUGGGAGUUCUCCUUCUAGUACAACUUCAAACCCCUCAACUGGUGUACCGCCUCCUCCACCAGGCCCCCCUCCACCUCCUCCGCCUCCUGGUGGACCACCUCGUCCACCUCCUCCACCUGGAAGUCUCCCAAGGGGAGCAGGCAGUGGUGACAAGGUCCACAGGGCUCCAGAAUUGGUUGAAUUCUAUCAGUCAUUGAUGAAACGUGAGGCAAAGAAGGAUACCUCGUCAUUGAUUUCUACAGGAUCUAACAAUACUUCUGAAGCAAGGAGCAAUAUGAUUGGGGAAAUUGAAAACAGAUCGACAUUCCUCUUAGCUGUGAAAGCUGAUGUGGAAACACAAGGUGAUUUUGUCAUGUCAUUGGCAACUGAAAUCAGAGCAGCUGCAUUCACCGACAUUGAAGAUCUUGUGGCCUUUGUAAACUGGCUAGAUGAGGAACUUUCUUUCUUGGUUGAUGAGCGGGCAGUUCUCAAACACUUUGAUUGGCCAGAGGGAAAGGCAGACGCCUUCAGAGAAGCAGCUUUUGAAUUCCAAGACCUGAUGAAAUUAGAGAAACGUGUCACCUCCUUUGUUGACGAUCCGAAACUCCCAUGUGAAGCUGCUCUGAAGAAGAUGUACUCCUUGCUUGAAAAAGUAGAACAGAGCGUGUAUGCACUCUUACGUACAAGGGACAUGGCUAUCUCAAGAUACAAAGAAUUUGGAAUUCCAGUCAAUUGGUUGUUAGAUUCAGGAGUUGUUGGCAAGAUUAAGCUCUCUUCUGUUCAAUUGGCAAAGAAGUAUAUGAAACGUGUAGCAUUAGAGCUUGAUGCGUUAAGUGGACCUGAAAAAGAACCAAAUAGAGAAUUUUUACUGCUGCAAGGUGUACGGUUUGCUUUCCGGGUUCAUCAGUUUGCUGGAGGCUUUGACAUAGAAAGCAUGAAGGCAUUUGAGGAUCUGAGAAACCGUAUGAAUACACAGGCCGGAGGAGAUAACAAGCUGGAAUUACCAGAAUCUUAGGUUUCUUUGUCAUAUUUUUCUUUUAGUUUCUCCUCUAUUUUUCAUUUAUCCAAUCCUUUUCUUCUGUCCAUUUCAUCAUGAUCAUCGAUGUUGCAAGAGUAUCAUAUAUUUGAAUUUGUACAAUGAACAAUAAACAAAAGAAAAAGAGAAUCUUACAGAAUAGUAGCUAAAAAUUCUUCUUUAAAAA
Molecule: messenger RNA, 3660 nt
Organism: Humulus lupulus (European hop)
Lineage: Eukaryota; Viridiplantae; Streptophyta; Magnoliopsida; Rosales; Cannabaceae
Product: protein CHUP1, chloroplastic
Exons: 9
Coding region: 489-3473 (994 amino acids)
Biological process (GO): chloroplast organization
Cellular component (GO): chloroplast outer membrane
Source: RefSeq, a predicted model, not a curated record